AGCUGAUGUCGUCCCGCGAGUGCACCCGCGCUGUCAAUCAGUGUCGCAAUGUGUACGCAAUCGGAUCGUCGCCGUCGUGGUCUUUUUCGUUAUCUCGAUAGUAGUUUACAAUCGUGGCCAACUAUCGCCGCCUCGGCACUUGUUAUCACUUUACUCGUGGUGACACUCAGCGGUAGUGGAUUCACGGAUGCCAAGCAAACGCCGGAUUACUGUCGGGCCGGACUGUGUCCCGUGGGGACCCAACAUAUAGCCUGCAAUGGGAGCAACAGAUUUGGAAAAAGUUGCAGUCGGCCCAUGCUGGUCAAAAUGACUCCCAAGUAUGUGAACUUGAUACUGAACUACCACAACUCCAAGAGAAACCGUUUGGCUUGCGGAGCCAUGCGACGUUUUGCUUCGGCAAGCUCGAUGCAGAAGUUGCGCUGGAACGACGAACUGGCUCAUCUGGCUGAGUACAAUGCCAAAAGUUGCAACUUCGAACACGACGAAUGCCACAAUACCUUCCGAUUCCCAUACACUGGCCAAAGCAUCGGGAUGAAGUGGUUCCACGGUAUGAACCUUACGACCACCCAGGUCGUCCGCGAUCUGAUGCGAAAGUGGUACCUGGAACACAAACUAACCAAACAACGAGAUCUGGAUCAGUUCGAGGUGAACCCGCAAAGCCUUGCAAUAGGACAUUUCACCCAGAUGAUUCACGCGGACACCACGGAAAUCGGUUGCGCACUGGUGCGGUUCUACAAGCAUCACAACAAUCUGCGGUUCUUGCAUUACUAUCUGGUCUGCAAUUACUCGGAAGGCAACAUCGAGAACCGACCGGUCUACCGGAAGGGCAAACGGUGCAGCAGAUGUAAGAACGGCUGUACCAGAGGAAAGUAUCGGUGCCUCUGUCGCGAUUGGAACACUUUGUAAUGUUCUCGGGUGCGGAUAACCUUGAAACCAAACGAAACCAUCCCUUUAUCACUGUCGCCGUUGAGUACCUGUGUUCCGUAAAUAGUUGUAGAGUGCUGCUGCUGGUGCUAGUAAUAAACGAUAUAUGUACCUAGACAUAAUCCGAUAAAAUGAGGAAAAUAUAUUUGCUUUUGUAAUA
Molecule: messenger RNA, 1084 nt
Organism: Aedes albopictus (Asian tiger mosquito)
Lineage: Eukaryota; Metazoa; Arthropoda; Insecta; Diptera; Culicidae
Product: antigen 5 like allergen Cul n 1
Exons: 3
Coding region: 49-906 (285 amino acids)
Source: RefSeq, a predicted model, not a curated record